AUGUCAAAUACAACGAUAAAUGGUACGAGCAUCAUCAUUAGCGACAAUCAAGCUCAUUUAAUUUCACUUUUCAAUUCACUCAACAAAUAUAUUUCACAAAUUGGUUUAGGUUUGAUUUUGAUUAUGGGUAACAUUGGAUCUGCUUUAACUUGUCUCGUCUUUUCUCAACCAACAUUUAAUAAAAGUCCUUGUGCAAUGUAUUUCAUUGCUUCGAGUUUUGCACAAUUUUUUACAUUUAAUUUUGCUCUUGUUACUCGAAUGAUACACUAUGGUUAUAGUAUUACAACACUCAAUACGAAUCUUUAUUAUUGUAAAAUUCGAUUCUAUUUAUUUUAUAUAUUUGUUGCUGUUCCUCGGUAUCAAAUCAUUUUGGCUUCAAUUGAUCGUUAUUUUGCUAGUUCUCGUGAUGCUGUUCGUCGACAAUGGAGUUCACCAAAGGUUGCCAGUCGUCUUAUGAUUGGUACUGCUAUUAUCUGGUGUCUCAUAUAUAUUCAAGUACUUAUUUUCUAUGAUAUUAGUAGCGGCUCUUGUAAGUAUCGCUCAGGAGCUUAUGGAGUAUUUUUUAGUACUUACAUUGCUAUUGAUAGCGGUAUUCUUCCAUUAUUUUUAAUGCUUGUUUUUGGUCUAUUAACUGUUAAGAAUAUUCAUAAAACUAAACAAAGAAUUGGACCAGGUGGAGGAACUAAUGAAAAUCGACCCGCUCAAGGUAGUAAAAUGUCAAAGAAAGAUGCUCAACUUCAUAAAAUGUUGGCACAUCAAAUUACUCUUUUCAUCGUUCUAAAUUUACCCAAUCCAUGUUACCUUGUUUAUAGUGCAUUUACGAUAAAUACACCAAAAUCAUCACUUCGUACUACAAUUGAAGCAUUUGCGAGUAAUAUGACAUAUGUUUUGAUUUAUCUUGGAUUUUCAUUAACAUUUGCUAAUUUUGCUACAUCAUCGGAAAUAUUUCGACGAGAAUUAUUACAACUGAUUCAAACAAAGAUAUUACGUCAAAAUCCAACACGCGUAACAACUGGUGGAGGAACAACAGUACGAGGACUUCGUCCAAAUGAUGGAGAUGAAUAA
This is a messenger RNA of Adineta steineri, 1065 nucleotides long. The record is from the annotation of a GenBank genome assembly. Lineage: Eukaryota; Metazoa; Rotifera; Eurotatoria; Adinetida; Adinetidae.